Molecule: messenger RNA, 5199 nt
Organism: Stomoxys calcitrans (stable fly)
Lineage: Eukaryota; Metazoa; Arthropoda; Insecta; Diptera; Muscidae
Exons: 1
Coding region: 1-5199 (1732 amino acids)
Biological process (GO): DNA integration
Molecular function (GO): nucleic acid binding
Source: RefSeq, a predicted model, not a curated record
AUGAGUUCUCAGAAAUUCAUAUUCUUUUCGGACCAGGUGGUCACAUUUUGCGCGAACUUCGCCACUAUCCCAAUCGAGGACCAUACAGCAUCUAGUUUACAGGUCGAAUUGGACGAUUUGGAGCGCCGAUGGCGCCAACUGGUUCAGGUGUAUGAGGCUGAGAUGAUUUCUGAAGAUCCGAAGUACACGAAGGAGGUUCGGGAAUCAGUUCAUGCCAAGUUCACCGAGUCCUGCAGGUCUUACAAGAAUUGUAAGGCCUCGAUUCUGGAUCUAAUUCAGAUUGCGAGGGAGAAGACUGAAAAGUUCGAUGUUAAGGACAAAGUUGUCUCGAACGAUCCGGACGUAGGUGGAUUUUCCAUCAAAGUUCCCCCAUGCGACACUGAGCUUUUCAGCGGGGGAUAUGAUAAGUGGCCGAGCUUUAGGGAUAUGUUUUCUGCUAUUUAUGCGAAACAUCCCAAACUUUCUCCUGCACAGAAGUUAUUUCACCUUCGGUCAAAGACCCGUGGUGAGCCAAACCAGAUUGUUAAGAGAUUUGCUCUGACUGACGACAAUUUUAGUCUGGCGUGGGAGGCGUUACGACAGCGUUAUGAGAAUAAACGUAUUCUCAUAAACCAUCAACUGCGGAAGAUAUUCGAGAUUGAACAUGUUGGCUCGGAGAAAGGGAAAGGUUUGCGAAACCUGCAAUAUACCGUCAAUAAUUCUCUUUCGGUUUUGAGAACUUACAAUAUUUCUGUUCUUUCAUGGGACCCGAUUCUUGUUUAUUGGGUAUCGUCAAAAUUACCUGAGGAGACUUUGACUGCUUGGGAGAAUACACUUAAUGACCACAAGCAAAUGCCGUCAUGGGACCAACUCGACGAGUUUAUUUCAAGGAGAUUGAAUAUGCUUGAGUCUAUAUCUGAUAUGAGGAAACCUGUGAAUCAUUCUCCCCUUUCCAAUAAGUCUCAAAACUUUCAUACGAGGUCUGAACACAAUUACCGUCCUUGUAAAGUCUGUAAACAGAACCAUGCAUUGCGUGCCUGUACAAAAUUUAAGUCUUGGCCGCUUUCACAGAAGCGGAAAUUCAUAUCUGAUAGUAAGAUCUGUGAGAAUUGUUUGUCAUACGGGCAUGUUUCUCAGAACUGUAGAAGUGAUAGACUGUGCCAGAGAUGCCAACAGCAGCAUCACACACUAUUACAUCCUGAUACUGGUCACUCUGGAAGUCAGGAAGGAACCCAACACCGGAUGCAAUCCGAAGUUGCGGCUUUUCAUUUGGAUGCACAGGAUGAAGAACAACCGACCACGUCGGGUACAGCUUACCUUGAUCCCACUUCGUUUGUACAGUCACAUUUUGCUAAUUCUGGUGAGGGAACUGUUCUACCUACAGCUCUGGUUGACCUGCAGCAUUUAGGAACAAAUUUCACUAUAAGAGUUUUCAUCGACCAAGGGUCCCAGGAAUCAUUCAUAUCAAGUCGAAUAGUAAAUCGAUUCGGGAUUCCGACAAGGAAAGCGUUCACGACGGUUUCCGGACUUGGUGGCACUGUGCUGGAGAAUUCGUCAAGACUGUGUUGCGUGACUUUGAAGUCUAGAAAGUCUGAUUUUAAAGUGAACACAACGGCCAUUGUUAUUUCGAGUAUGAACCAUCUGAUGCCAACUCGUCCAACACAGAUUUCUGAUUGGUCACAUCUAACACAAAUGGACUUAGCUGAUCCAAAUUUUUCCAAGCCAGCUCAAAUUGAUAUGUUGCUAGGAAGCGACAUUUUGCCUUUUAUUUUGAGAUUUGGUGUCCAAAAGAAUGUAUCUGGUAACCUUUUGGCACAAGAGACUGAAUUCGGAUGGAUUUUAAGUGGACCCCCAAGGGGACGAUCCGUUAAUUCAUUUGCUUCUUGGGUGACUUGUUCUGACACACUCAACGAUGAAGUUAGGAGAUUUUGGGAACUAGAGGAAGUUCCAACUCCAAAACGUCUUUCUGAGGACGAUUUGUGGUGCGAAAACUGGUACAAGGAAACUACAUAUCGCCAACCUGACGGUAAAUACGUUGUCCGAUUGCCAUUUCGGCAUGAUUUACCCCCUGGAAUGACUCUGGGGUCUUCCAGAAGAACUGCCAUGGGACAGUUUCUAAGAAUGGAGAAAUCUUUGGAAAAAUCUUCUGAACUGGCCAACGAGUAUUGUAAUGUACUCUAUGAAUAUCGGAGUCUUGGUCAUAUGGAACCAACCUCAUCGUCUGAACUUUGUAAUGAAUCAGGUUACUGCUCCUUUUACUUGCCCCACCAUGCGGUAGUUAAACCUGAAAGAACAUCCACCAAAGUUCGCGUAGUAUUCAAUGCGUCAAAAAAGACAUCCACAGGAGUCUCACUAAAUGAUAUUUUACAUACUGGACCAAUUCUUCAAAACGAUCUGAUGAACGUUAUUCUUAGAUGGCGAUUCUUCAAGUACGUUUUCAAUGGUGACAUUCAAAAGAUGUAUCGCCAAAUUUAUGUCCACAAAGAUGAUAGAGAAUUUCAAAGAGUACUGUUUCGAAAUUCUCAUACCGAAGCUGUUCAAGACUACCGUUUGAAAACUGUUACAUUUGGAAUAAAUUGUGCUCCAUAUUUAGCCAUACGCACUCUGUUGCAACUUAGUGAAGAUGGAAAGUCCACCCAUCCAAUGGCGUCGUCGGUUUUAAAGGACCAAAUUUAUGUGGACGACAUACUCUCUGGCGGUCAUUCAUUAACUGAAGCCAAGGCGUAUUUGCUGGAACUGAUAGACCUGCUUAACUCAUCAGGGUUCCCAUUAAAGAAAAUGACUGCCAACCACCCACAAAUCUUGAAAAAUUUGCCCCCGGAAGAUCUUCUAUUCGAAGAUUUCUUGAAAUUGGAAGACGCGAGUGAGACAAAAACGUUAGGCAUACGAUGGAAUGCAAUGACGGAUACGUUCUUUUACAAAGUGUCAAAUCUGACUACUCCUUCUGCUCCAAUAACAAAACGGAAGAUUCUAUCAAUUGUUGCAAAACUAUUCGAUCCUGCGGGUUGGCUAGCACCAGUGAUAAUAGUAGCAAAAGUUCUUUUACAACAGCUUUGGAUGGACGGGACCAACUGGGACGAAGAAGUCAGACCACACUCCCUUGAAAGAUGGAACUCGUUCAUUUCGGAUUUUAGUGCGAUAGAAAACAUAAAAAUAUCCCGUUGGGUUAACUUUACCCCGGACAAUAAGGUUCAAAUACAUGGAUUCUGUGACGCAUCAGAAAAGGCCUACUGCGCUUGUUUAUAUAUUCGUUCAAUUUCAACUGACAAUGUUAUUUCUUCACAACUACUGGUUUCCAAAAGCAAGGUUGCACCAUUAAAGACAGUUAGCCUACCCAGGUUGGAGCUAUGCGGGGCAGCAUUAUUAACAAAAUUGUUGAAGUCCGUUUUUCAGAACCUGCACUUUACUGUCACAGACAUUUAUCUGUGGUCCGAUUCCACGAUAACAUUAUCGUGGCUUAACAAACCACCGCACCAUUGGAAAACUUUCGUGGCUAAUAAAAUAUCUGAGAUUUUAGAUAACGUAGGUAACGCUACCUGGAGACAUGUUCCUACAAGCGACAACCCUGCCGAUCUGGGGACAAGGGGAACUACACCUUCGGAAUUGGAGGCAAAUUCACUAUGGUGGCAUGGACCAAAGUGGUUGACAAAAAAUCCAGAAUUUUGGCCACGGAAAAUGUCACUCACGGAACCCGAAUUAGAAAGAAAGAUAAGCUCCUAUCAAUCUCAAACGGAAUCUGAGGACAUUCUGGAUCGCUUUUCCUCUUUCGACCGUGCCCUGAGAGUAAUUUGCUAUAUGUUCCGAUUUAUAAGAAAAUGCCAGAGGCAAAUAAGCCUGGAAAUGGCAAAUUCUUUCAUAAGUACCCGAGAAAUUACAACUGUAAAAUGUAUUUUAAUUAGAUCAGCUCAGGUCGCCCAUUAUCCAUGCGAGUAUCGGGCCCUCGAAAGUCAACAACAGAUAAAUUCCAAGAGUAAACUACUUCCUCUCAACCCAUUCCUUGAUGGGAAUAAACUGCUCCGAGUAAAUGGACGCCUAGCCAAUUCUGAUUUGAGCUAUAAUGAAAGGCAUCCGAUCAUUCUGCCCACCAAUUCUCGAUUCUGUAAACUCUUUAUCGAAUUCACGCACAAGAUACUGCUGCAUUCGGAACACCAAAUUAUGUUGCGUGCAAUCCGUCAAGAGUUUUAUAUCAUACGACUCAAAAAUUCUAUCAAACAUUGCAUAAGAAACUGUAAAGCCUGUACAAUCUACAAAAGCCGUGUUAGAAGUCAACUCAUGGCCGCUCUUCCCGCGGAAAGAUGCACCUUUUCGUUACCAUUCACGAACACAGGAGUUGACUUUGCGGGGCCUUUUGAACUGAAAACAUCUAGACUGCGUAAUGCGAAAUUAGACAAGGGAUAUGCAGCAAUUUUUGUGUGUCUAUCUACAAGAGCCGUACAUCUAGAAGCUUGCUCAGAACUUACAACCGAGGCUUUUUUAUCCACGUUCAAUAGAUUCGUUGGACGAAGAGGUUUUCCCAACAAAAUGUUUUCAGACAACGGCACGAAUUUUGUCGGAGCCAGUAGGUCACUGGCUAAGGAAUUCAAGAGAUUUCUUGAAACUGCUCAUAAGUCUGUUUCUGAUAAGUAUAACUUGCACGGAUUUUCCUGGCACUUUAUACCUCCUCAUGCUCCACAUAUGGGCGGUCUGUGGGAGGCAGCUGUAAAGAGCAUGAAGUCUCAUUUACGAAAAGUUGCUUCCAAUACGAGAUUUACGUUUGAGGAAUUUUCAACGCUUCUUGUUAGAAUAGAGAGCGUACUGAACUCCAGACCCCUCUCUCCUAUGAGUGAAAACCCUUCCGACCUUGUACCACUGACACCUGGCCAUCUGUUACGAGGAGCAGCACUGAUCUCUGUCCCCGAGGAAUAUUCUGACAACUUAUCGAUCAUAAAUCGCUGGCAACGGCUAAAGGCCAUACAAAUUCACUUUGCAAAGCGUUGGAAACACGAGUAUAUCUGUGAAUUACAACGCAGAUAUAAAUGGAAAACGGCUCAGCAGAACCUGAAGGCAGAUGAUUUUGUGGUCGUUAGAGAAGACAACCUUCCACCUGUUGAAUGGUGUCUCGGUAGGGUCAUCAACGUUUUCCAAGGCAAAGAUUCGAAUGUCCGAGUGGCUGAGAUCCGUACCCAAAGUGGGACCCUUAUUCGUCCUGUUGUCAAGCUUUGUAUCUUACCCAACGCCUAA